Messenger RNA from Glycine soja, 507 nucleotides. RefSeq lists its product as uncharacterized. Lineage: Eukaryota; Viridiplantae; Streptophyta; Magnoliopsida; Fabales; Fabaceae. The record is from RefSeq and is a predicted model, not a curated record. The coding region runs from base 1 to 426 and encodes 141 amino acids. The transcript has 6 exons.
AUGACAUUUUUGAGGGCUGAUCUUCAGUCAACUCCCAAACUGAGCAGAACAAAUGAGUAUCAGUAUUCAGUUGGCGGAAGUGUAGAAGUGGAACCAUGUCUUUGUUCCUUAACUCUGUACAUUUGGUGUUCAUACUCUAUCAUCAUUCAUAGAGCUUACUCCUUCUCUGGGCCAAACUCUAUAAAUUCAGAUGCGGAUAGUUUAGGCAAUAAAAACAGCGGCUACAUAAAAGGGUCUGUUGUGGAGGAAUUCGCUUUUCCUGAAAGAUCAACUCCCUUCAACAGUUGUGAUGCUUCUACCAUUGUUGAGGUUGGGAAGGGUCAUUUUUUGGUUGCCUAUUUUGGUCGCUCAUCAGAGGGGGCACCAGAUGUAAAAAUACGGUUGCAGACUUAUAAGGUGGAGUGGAUUCAUGAAACGCUCAUAUGAUAAAGGAAUUACCUGGACAGAAAGAGAACAACUUCCUCCUGGUAUAUUAGGACCUAUCAAGAAUAAGCCUCUCUUGCUGGA